Molecule: messenger RNA, 228 nt
Organism: Protopolystoma xenopodis
Lineage: Eukaryota; Metazoa; Platyhelminthes; Monogenea; Polystomatidea; Polystomatidae
Source: the annotation of a GenBank genome assembly
CGAUUCGGCCUAGCAGCUUGUGUUUAUAGGGAUAGAAUCUAUGCUUUCGGGGGCUGGAACUCAACGCAACGUAAAUUGAACUCAAUGGAGAUAUACAUACCAGAUUCCGAUGCCUGGAUGCCAGGUUCCCCUAUGCCCGAGGUCCGUGAUGGUGCUGGUGAGUGUCUUCAGCCCAACUUCUCUAGAAAUUUCCUUUCUAUUGUACUGUAUGAAAUUGUUACAGCAUGA